CCUAUUCAUUUAGACCUAAUUUUCCUAUUCACCUGACACUAUACAUUGUUCCUUCCUUUCUGGCGAGGGGUUCGUAGAGAGAAAUCGUUGGGAGGCUCUUUCGAUCAGUUCCUCUUUUUACUGGCGAUGGGACAAUUUGUUGCCUACUCUGUGUUUUUGGUUAGCUUUGGGUGGUCCUUGAGCUUGCACGUUGGUCACCAAUUCUUUUGCCUGACUCAUGGUACGACCGCGGAGGCAAAUUUGGGUUGGUGGUGUCUCUGGUUGGCUGGUUACGCCCCAAUGACGUGGCGAAUUUGGACCUCGAUGCUGUUCGGGUUGGACCUGGGGAUUCUUUUUUGAGGUUGACAUUCCUGCCAGAGGCGAUUUUUCUGACAUCGAUUUGCUUAUUCGGCCUGGGGAACUGAGGCUUUUGGGUGUUGUUUGGGUGGAAGGUUGCUUUUGCGGUUUGCCUGUGAUUGAUGUAGACGUCGAGGGUGUUUCAGCCAUACUUAUCCAUUGUAAUCAUUUCAUUCUAUUUAAUGAGGAGAGCCACGUCAUUGGGGUGUGCGAAGAUCGAUGCAUGAGUCGUGGGUUUUGCGAAGAAUAACUGGGUCAUUAAGGGGGAGGGGUUCAUUAUUUAGGGGACUUGCUAAGUUGCUAUCCGCCUGGGAUUUACUCUACUUCUGUUCUCGGUUAUCUCCUGGUUUUUGUCUUGGUCGUGAUUUCCUUUGUUGUGGGUUUUGAUGGAUUCGACACUUUUGUGCAACCUGAGAGGGACCAGCCGCGAUGUUACUCUUUGUUUGCGUCUGCUUCACAUGUGGCUUGCUAAAAUGACCUCGGGUUCAAGGAUUUUCAACCAUUGCUGCUUGCGGGUUGGUCAGACGGUGAGUGACGAUUGCAUUCUUCGUUGUAGUUGUUGCAUUUGGUUGCCUGAGCUUUACAGAUGGGUGUUUCGCCCAUGUGUUUACCGUUCAGUGUUUUUUGUUUUUCUUUCUGCCAAGAGCUUUAUGGGGUAAUUGUUUGGGUUGUUGCGGUAGUGUGUUGUGGAUCUCGUAACCUUUUUAUUCCCACCGUUCAAUCCCACCUCCCUUUUCUUUGUGUUUCACAUGUAUGCACUAAUUUUGGGUGCUUUUCGUUGCUUUGAUUUAAGCGUUCUUCGUGGUAUGUUGUGUUUGCAUGUGAAGGGUAUGCUGAUCCAGUCUCUUUCUGAUCCUGAGAUGGCUGCUGAUACAGAACGCUCUCUUCGUGUUGGCAGCAUCUAUAUCAUCAGCCGAUUUGGCCUUCAGUCAUCAAGGGGUCUCUAUCGAGCUUGCUCUUUUGAUCUGACUAUUAAAGUGACGAGGUCAACUGGGUUUCAGCAAUGUACUCUUCCUGUUGCUGGAUUACCUGUUGAUUCUUUUGAGGUUAUGGUGUAUCGCCAACUGCACACAAGAAGUGGCAAUCAUGCUAUUCUCACAGAUGUUAUUGGCCGAUUGCAUUCCAUUGGCGGCAUCAGUCCUCAAGUUACCGAGUUUGGCCCUACGCCUAAACAAAUCUUGGUGCUUGAGAAUCAUUCGUAUGUGUAUAAUGGUGCUCCUUUCUUUCAACUGUUAAGCUUCUUAAUCUAUGCUUGAGAAACAAUUGUUGUCACGCUUUAGAAAGAGUUAACGGCAGUUCUUGAUCGUGCUGCCUUAAUUCAGGCAGAUUUAAUUCAACUUGUUAUAAUUGCUGUAGGGAGCCUUAUGGUCUCUUUGGUGAAUGGUAUGAUGUGUAUUUGUGUUCAUGUCAAAAUUCCUCCUUCACUAUGCAUUGAGGGCUGUCAGGCUUUUCAGCUUCGUUUAUGUUUUCUUUGCUUGGACGUAAUUCUAUGCUUACAGGUUGACUUCAUCACAAAAUCAAAUUUCUGCCAGGCUUAUCAUGUGUAACCUUUAGACAAACUUGAAGACCCAAAAUAUCUAAUGAAACAAUGUGCACUUU
Linum trigynum is the source of this 1935-nucleotide messenger RNA. The record is from the annotation of a GenBank genome assembly. Lineage: Eukaryota; Viridiplantae; Streptophyta; Magnoliopsida; Malpighiales; Linaceae.